Molecule: messenger RNA, 2684 nt
Organism: Rubroshorea leprosula
Lineage: Eukaryota; Viridiplantae; Streptophyta; Magnoliopsida; Malvales; Dipterocarpaceae
Source: the annotation of a GenBank genome assembly
CAGAUUAUCCUUUGUAUCCGUGCAUUUUAGCCAUUGUCAGUAUGCAAUCUGUCUAUUUCUAUCUACUGAAAUUGUCGGAGAAGAAAAGGGAGAAAUCUUUUUGAGAUAGAAGAGUAUAGCUCCGGAAGCCAGUUGCCACCGUUCCCUGUACCGCCGUUAUGGCAGCGUUUUCCGGCCGCUGGUGACUCUAAUCUGAGCUGCUGAUGGCUGCCCCGGUUCCGGCCCCCACAAACGCGUUCGAUCUCUACCGUCCGGUUCGAUCGCUUACCGUUUCGGGAAAGUGAUGCAUAAAAUAUUUAACUGUUGGCGAAAGCAGCAGCAGCAGCUUUGUUAUUUUAUUUAUGUGGUUGUGUUUUGGUUCCCUUUAUGUGUGGGUGUACGGACGGGGUUUGAUUUGAAGAUGUGGGUAGUGAUCAAACACUUUGAAUUAGGAACUCUGAGUUUGAUUUUAUUAGUAGAGAGAAGGUUUUCCAUGGAAGUUCUAUAGUAGUAGCUGCUUUUUUGGGUGUAAUUGUAUUUUUUUUUUCUCCCUUUUGUUUUCAAUUAGAGUAGGGUUUGUUUAGGAUAUUUUUGUCAAUUUUAGGCUAUGGAGGCUAAAGAGCUAAAUUUGAACAAAGAGUGUAAGGUUGGAGGAGAUGGGUUUAUAGAUAGGAGCAAAGUAAGGAUUUUGCUUUGUGAUAAUGAUUCCAGGAGUUCCGAGGAGGUUUCUUCCCUUCUUCUCAGAUGCUCUUAUCAGGUGACAUCAGUAAAGUCUGCUAGGCAAGUUAUUGAUGCAUUGAAUGCGGAAGGACCUGAUAUCGAUAUCAUUCUUGCUGAAGUUGACCUCCCAAUGACCAAAGGCAUGAAGAUGCUGAAGUAUAUUAUGCGAGAUAAGGAUCUCCGCCGUAUUCCUGUGAUUAUGAUGUCGGCACAAGAUGAGGUGUCUAUUGUUGUCAAGUGCUUGAGGCUUGGGGCUGCUGAUUAUCUUGUCAAGCCUUUAAGAACAAAUGAACUAUUGAACCUUUGGACACACAUGUGGAGAAGGCGACGGAUGCUUGGUCUUGCUGAAAAAAACAUCUUAAACUAUGACUUUGAUCUAGUGGCAUCAGACCCCAGUGAUGCUAAUACAAACAGUACUACUCUCUUCUCGGAUGACACUGAUGAGAAGUCCCGGAAGAGUGCUAAUCCAGAGAUGGGGGUGUCAACUAAUCAGGAAGAUGAAUCUGUUGCUGUUCCUGUUCCUGCUGCUGUAGAGCCCCCUCAAAUUUAUUUAUCAGAAUAUCGUCCUGAUGUGCCAGGGAUAGUUGACCGCCGAACAGGUCAAUUUUCAUCUGUGCCAAAGAAAAGUGAGCUAAAAAUUGGUGAGUCCUCAGCCUUCUUUACAUAUGUAAAGUCAAGUCCACUCAAAAACAAUUCCAAAGGGGUCACUUUGAUUGAGGAUAAUGCUGCACAACGUUUGAGGAUUGAAGAGACUCCUGAGCCUUGUGUUCAACUGGCUGUUAAUGAUGCCCAAGUACAUGAAAAUGGAGAAGCCUGGGAAAAUAGUUCCCCAGGUGAUGACUUCCCAAGCAGCAGUAGCAUCCCUGAUUCUCUUUCCCUUGAGAGGUCUUGCACCCCAUCUGUCUCAGUGGAGUUUUCAGAACAAAGGAAUUUCAAUGAAGAAAAGUUCUCUCAAGUGCUUGUGCCUCCAACAAAUAAACAUCAACAUGAUGUAUCUGGUUUACCUGCACAAACUGCAUAUCCAUAUUAUAUGUCUGGAGUUAUGAUGCCUGGAUCAUCACCGUUGUUUCAGAAGAACCUCCAUGAUCUUCAAAACCAUGCUUCCCCAGCUGUUUUGUCUCAGUACAAUCAUAUGCCUCAAUGUCUUCCUCAUAUGACUGGGAUGGCGUCAUUCCCCUACUACCCAGUUAGUAUGUGUGUCCAGCCUGGUCAAAUGCCUACAACUCAUUCAUGGCCAUCAUUUGGAAGUUCAUCUUCCAGUGAAGUGAAAGUAAAUAAGGUUGAUAGAAGAGAGGCAGCACUACUAAAGUUUAGGCAGAAAAGGAAGGAGCGCUGUUUUGAUAAGAAGAUUAGGUAUGUUAAUCGGAAAAAGCUGGCUGAAAGGAGGCCACGAGUGAGGGGACAGUUUGUGAGGAAGGUAAAUGGUGUAGAUGUUGAUCUUAAUGGGCAACCUGCUUCUGCUGAUUAUGAUGAGGAUGAAGAAGAGGAGCUGGCAUCAAGGGAUUCUUCUCCCGAGGAUGAUACUUCAGGAGGGUGUUAAUCAAAUUCAUACUUAUUCGGGAUGCUAUCCUACUCCUGUCUGUUUCCACAAUGCAACUAGUGCUACGGUAUUUCAUUGACUUGAAGUAGUCUCUAUACAUCACUGUAUUGAUUGAAGAGCAUUGAUAGGAACAAAUGUAAUAGGAUAAAAGCACCCGUCCUGUGCAAUCGUGGAUUGCUUCCAUCGUUUGGAUGCCUAGGGUUAUCUUGGUUAACCUUAUCAAGGUUGGCAGUGGCUCAAAAGCCUUAGAUUGGAAGCUUCUGGCUAAACCCAUUUCCCUACUGAACGUUUUGUGCUUGUAUUUUAACAAUAUUUUCAUAUUCAGAUAAUCUCUCACAAAUUUCGGUUUUUGUGAGGAAAAUGGGACUUCUGGAAAUCUGUUCUCGAGGGAGAAUGUAGUUACAAGAAAUGGAAAGCGUUGAAAUCUAGGAUGUUAUAAUAUUCU